Giardia duodenalis is the source of this 3288-nucleotide messenger RNA. Its product is annotated as Kinesin-3. The transcript has a single exon. Lineage: Eukaryota; Fornicata; Diplomonadida; Hexamitidae. Bases 1 to 3288 code for a protein of 1095 amino acids. Gene Ontology annotation, biological process: mitotic spindle organization; microtubule-based movement. Gene Ontology annotation, molecular function: ATP binding; microtubule motor activity; microtubule binding. The record is from RefSeq and is a predicted model, not a curated record.
AUGCCGGUGACAGGGGUCAAGGUCGCGGUGCGCGUCCGGCCGUUCAACGCGCGCGAGAAGAGGGAGGCGGCGCGGCUCUGCGUCGACAUGCCGGGCGGGGGGAAGGUCGUCCUCCGGGACGCAGACGCGAAGAAGCCCGACGCGGCGUUCGUCUACGACCACGCGUACUGGUCCCACGACGCGAGCCGCCCGUGCGCGACCCAGGACACGGUCUACGCAGACAUCGGGCCGAGCGUCCUCGACAACGCGUUCGAGGGCUACAACUACACGCUCUUCGCGUACGGCCAGACGGGCUCCGGGAAGUCGUACUCGAUGAUGGGCGCGCCCGCGAGCGAGGCCGACGCAGGGAUCAUCCCGCGGGUCGGGCGCGAGCUCUUCCGCCGCGCCGCCGCCUCGCCCGCCGAGACGCAGGUCUCCGUCUCGUUCCUCGAGAUCUACAACGAGCGGCUCCGGGACCUCCUCGUCCCCGCCGCGGGCGCCCAGGAGCUCCGGAUCCGCCAGGACCCCGCGGCGGGCGUCUUCGUCCAGAACCUCAGCCACCACGCGGUCGCCGACUACGACGCGAUCCAGCGCCUGAUCGAGCUCGGGGACCGGAACCGGACGGUCGCGGCGACGAACAUGAACGCGACGAGCUCGCGCUCGCACUCCGUCUUCGCGAUCGAGGUCGUCCAGACGGCGGUCCUCCGGAACGACGCGGGCGAGGAGGUCGGGCGCCACGUCAAGCGCGCCCGGGUGAGCCUCGUCGACCUCGCGGGGUCCGAGCGCCAGGGCAAGACGGGCGCGACGGGCGACCGCCUGACGGAGGGCAUCAGCAUCAACAAGUCCCUGACGACCCUCGGGCGCGUCAUCGAGGCGCUCGCGUACAACACGACCGCGGAGGGCCGCCGGAAGCCCCAGCACGUCCCGUACCGCGACUCCCAGCUGACGUACCUCCUCCAGCCCGCGCUCGGGGGCAACUCGAUGACGUGCAUGAUCGCCGCGAUCUCGCCUGCGUCGACGAACUACGACGAGAGCCUCUCGACCCUCCGCUACGCAGACCGCGCCCACCAGAUCGAGAACACCGUCACGAAGAACGAGUCUGCCCAGGAGAAGUACAUCCGCGAGCUCGAGGACCGCGUCAAGGAGCUCGAGGCCCUCCUCGCCGGGGGCGCCCCCGCCGGGGACGCAGGUGCUGUAGAACCAGGCCUGUCUGAUGCUGAGCGCUUAGAAUUAGAAGCAAAGAUAGCCGAGUAUGACAGACUUCUUAAGGAAGGGAAUCAAUCUCUAGAGGAGAAGCUAGCCAGAGCGGAGCAGAACAGACAAGAGCUACAAGAUAAGCUCAAAAAGAUGGGCCUCGCGGCAGCUUUUGGGUCAGAAAUUACCACUCCGUAUAUAUCCAAUUUGAGCUCAAAUGCUUCUGAUAAUGGCCAGCUAAUUUAUACGUUAUGUUCUGAGAAUGAUCUUAAAGAUGCUCGUCCUGUUACUGUUGUCGUUGGUGCAGAUGAUAGUGGGCCGACAGAGUGCCAGUGCAGGAUAGCCCUUGUCAGCAAACUCGGUGUGCUUGGUGAGCACUUUAUUAUUUCCUUGACAGGCAAAGUCGUUGACUCAACCGCUAAUCCUAUCUUUCCCAAAGUCACUGAAGCCACUAUAAGGCCCCUCAGCGCGAAAGGGGCUCUCUACAUCAAUGGAAGGCAGAUAGCUGCUGGUUCUACUCACCAGCUCCGUCACGGCGACCGUAUCAAGUGCGGGUCUGCGGCCCAGUCAUCCUUCUAUCGUUACUACGAUCCUCCUGCACGUGCGGCUGCAGUCAAACAGUCUCUGGAACAGGAUUACGACUACGUAGAGCCAGAGAUAACGUAUGAUCUUGCACUACGUGAAUACACGUAUUAUCAGAGCUCUGGGAAGGACACUGCACAGAGACCUAUAGGAGAUGAUCCUGUGUCUAAGGAGAAUGUUUCCGUUACCAUGGACGAUGCAUUUGGAAUUACGCCUGGCUUAGAUAACGUGCAGACAGACAUCAAUGAAAGCUUUUAUGCAGAUUUUGGAAACGAUGAUGAGCGGACCACCUAUGAAAAGAAGGUUCACGAGGUGCUGCGUCAGCUCUAUCCAUUUAUCUGCGAGGCGAAUUCCAUAGCAGAGUACUUUUGUUAUGACAUUCGCUUUGCUGCACAAGCUCGUACAUCUAUCAGUCCGACGUCUCUACGCCAGGCUGCUCGAUGUCAGACCAUUCGCAAUAUGUCCAAAAAUCAUCCAAUGACGAAGGACUUACGAGCGGAUCAGAUUGAUGACGAUCUGAGUGGUAUACUCGUAGAGAUUUUGGUGACGGCCACGGCUGCCCCCAGCAAAACCAGGGAUCGCAAGCUUAUCAGACAGGUCUGGGCACUAGAGAAAUUUGGGCUGCGACUCUCCGGCAUGAGGCGCAUGUACGGACUUGCGAUGACUCUUGGUAAGGAAGAGGCUGUGCGCAGGGCACAUGAGAGUGCAGACAGGGAUCUAGAGGAUGAUGACGAGUUUCCUUUCGAUCUGGAGGCAGAUAUCUAUAACCAGACCCUAACUCACCUUAUCGGGGUUGGGCGUAUCCCUCUGUCGGGUCUUCUCGAGACGUGUGAGACGGAUGUCUUUUCCGUUCCGAUUUAUGACUACUCGGGUAAGGCAGCCACUAGCAUUGAUGUAUCGCUCUCACUUCUGGGCUCGGGGUAUUCACACCACGGAGCCGAGUGCCUCGCAUGUGAUGUUGCAAAUUUGGUUCAGAACGAAAGCCCUGUAACGACCAUUGCUGCUUACUUCAAGAAGGCGUACAAUGUACCCACCCAGUGCUGCAAGAAGGUUCACGCUGUGAUUCAUAUGCCAUGGUUUGUCAACCCGGACGCUGGACGUCCGAAGGGAAAACGCCUCUCCGUUUAUCAAGAAAAUGAGUUUCGCCGAAGGUUACUGGACAUGGGCUAUACCUUUCAGACAGCCUCUAGUUCAGACCUCUCGCCAAACCCUGCGCUCGACUCAACUAUUUACAUGGAUCUUAAGACGAGCUACUUUAAGCAGGACGAUGUCUUGGAAUGGCUGCGCACUAGUGGGACCGGCUUAGAGGUCAGUCUUUAUGGGUACACCUCGGCCUAUGCCGACUCCCUUGUGCCCGAGAUCAAAGACAGCGCGCUCCCCGAUCCGUCCAAGAAGAAGGUCGCUAUUGUUAGCACAAACAUCGUCAGGACCCAGACCAAGGAGGAUGGAUUCAAGGAGAUCAACGGAGAGCAAGUUCUUAUUAUAAAGAAGUUUAUUUUCGUGGAUCAGACGAAAACAGAUACUGGACACUAA